AUUCAAUAACUCUUGCUUGCUGUGAUUAUUUAUUUUGAGACAGAAACUAAACUUCUGGUAUUGCGUUAUUCGUAUUUUGUAAAUAAAAUUUUAAUUUUGUGACUUAUUAAGCGAGUUCUAUAUUUAAUUCCAGUUCUACUUCAACAGAAAAUGUUCUGUGACUUGAUUCAGGAUAUGGUUCUAUGUCUAUCUCAAUUUUGAAUUCAGCCUUUUCAAGAUGACUAACCGAAUCAUAACUUCCGUCUUAUUAGUUUCCUAUAUUUUAUACCUCUCUCUACAAGUGUGUCUAGUAGAAUCAACUAUAGAUGUUUAUGAUCAUUUUGGAAGAAAAAUAGAUAGUUUCCAAGAUCGAGAAGCUACCUUCGAUGAUGAUAAUUUUAUGCCAAUGGAGGGUUAUGUGGUCGCAGCAGAACCCCUUGAUGCCUGCAGUCCUCUCGUCCCUCCCACAUUUUUAACUAACUUUACUGUCGGAAAAUUUGUUCUCAUUAAUGGCACUGAAACUUGUGGAUUCUCAAAAAAAGUCAUUAGUGCUCAAAAAGCUGGAUAUGAUUUAGCUAUCAUAUUUGAUCCAUUCCCUAUGCCCUUUGAAUUCCUUCGAGUUGUUUCCUAUCCAAAAAUUGAAAUAAGCAUUCAAGUUGUAUUCAUUUCUUUCAUGGAUGGGAUUACAAUUAAAGAAAACUAUUUAUAUAAUAACAGUUAUGCUUACAAUUUUAAGUUAAAAAUCAAGCCUAAUACUCCUGAUAUAACUUAUUAUAUGUACUUGUUUGGAGCUGUCAUCGGGGUGUGUUUCUUUGUCAUGUUGCUCUUUAUGAUGUGUCUGCUCAUUAAGUGUAUCCAAGAAAGAAGGCGCAGACGUCGGAAUAGGUUGUCAAGUCGUCAAAUAAAGCAAAUACCUACUGCCAAAUUCACUAAAGGUGAUCAAUAUGAUGUUUGUGCAAUUUGCUUAGAGGAUUACAAUGAAGGAGAUAAGUUAAGAAUCUUGCCUUGUUCUCAUGCAUAUCAUACAAAAUGCAUUGAUCCUUGGUUAAUGCACAAUCGUAGAAAUUGCCCUCUGUGCAAACGAAAAAUCACGUUUGGAGACUCUGGUGAUGACAGUGAUUCAGACGAUUCCGAGAUGACAUCCCCAGCUGAAAACACACCUCUGCUGUCAUCUCGUCCUGGAUCAUCUUCGGCUGCUUAUGCCACCAUGACUAGGUCGGACAGGGUACUUCGCUCCGGCGAAAAUACCCCUCUACUGGCACCGGAACGUCCAGCAUCCUAUUCAGGUACCACAACUGACCCUGAUGACACUCCGGGAAUUCCUGCUAUUCAUAGCCUUGCAGUGAGAAGAGCAUUACAAAUACAUAGGCAGAGAGUUUUGCAGGAUCUGGCCAUAAUAUUUCCCUCCGGUUCGACUAACGUCGCUUCCGUGGCUGCGGAUGGCGGGCAGCCGUUCUCGGAUGAGGAGCCUCUGCUGCCUCCAGUACAGCUCUCUAUUAAUAACACCUCAAGCCAGAAUGUGGAAUCGGAGCAGGUUACGGGAAAUGAUCUUAUUGUCUAAUCUUUCACUCUGGCAAUGACCCUUAUUGAAUAUUAUUAAAAUGAAUGUGCCUUUAAAAAUAAUUGAAAAAAGGCCUUCUAAAGUCAUACAAAAAUCAAUUUGAAAGGUCGGGAUCCAAAAAUUAUGUGUGUUUGGAAGGAUUUUGCUAGAAAACUACUGGACCAAACUGGGUGCAAUCGAGUAGUUGAACAUUUGAGAUCAUUGUGAGAAUGCAAUCUGAAAAAUUUGAUUGUUAACAAGUUAAAUACUGUUAACUAGCUAAAUCCUGAAAAUGUAUUGUUUAUCUCAAAUUGUAAAAAAAAUAGAGAUUUGUACAGUUAAAAGUAGUUUUAAUUUAAAACUAAAAUGAAAUUUUAAAAUAAGUAUUGUUUGAAUUCAAAAUUAUCUGACAACUUUUCUUAAGAAAUAUAUAUAUACAUUGAUUAUACAGAGUCAUGAUGUCUGCUCGUAUUGUAAAUUUUUCGGAGCCUUUUUAAAAAUUCAUUUAAAGAAGUAGGCUCGUUUACAAAUUAUGAGUCGAACGUUAAUAAUUAAGGAAGGAAAUUUCAAAAACGCUAUCAAAAUCUACCUUAUCAGUACUGAGAAAGGUGGUGCUGAAAACAUCAAAACCGGUGAAUUGCUUGAGGAAGCCGAGAGCAGUUGCAAGGCGACUAUUCAAAACACAUCCAAAUUCCAUUAGUUAUUCAAACAGUUUUUGAUGGGUUUUUUUUAUGAAAACCAGUUUGAUUACCUGAUGGAAUUUCCUUACUAGUGAUUGAACAUAUGAUGAGUUUUUCCUUUUUUAACCCUUUUGCAAUGGGAGUUGCAAUUGCGCCUUUAUUGCUGUUAAGCCUAAAUACAUAAAAUUACUGAAAUAUGAAUUUAUUUUUCAAUAUUUUACUGUAAAGUAGAUAAACAAGUUAUACUACAUAUAUUUUUUACUCAUAUACUUUAUUUACUUAAGUUUUUUCUUGUUUUAUUACAUUUAAACAAAUUUUUUUUCAGUGUUUAUUUACCAUUUAAUGACUUUUGAUGUUUUUAGCUUUCAAUUUUUAUAAUUUUACUUCAAUGCAUAAAAAUAGUCUGAUACAUGCAGAUUUGGCUUGUUAAAUUUGUAAUUAAAUGACAGAAAAUAAAAACAAAUAAGGUAAGAGGCUUCUUAAUAUUGACUUUUUCAAAUAUUCUUAUAAUUUGAGUUAUACCCUGUGCUCAUUUUAAAGAGCCAACAUAGAGCUUGCUAUUCGGCAACAUUCCAACAU
Messenger RNA from Parasteatoda tepidariorum (common house spider), 2778 nucleotides. Its product is annotated as E3 ubiquitin-protein ligase RNF13. Gene Ontology annotation, cellular component: nucleus. NCBI's taxonomy places the organism in Eukaryota, Metazoa, Arthropoda, Arachnida, Araneae, Theridiidae. The record is from RefSeq and is a predicted model, not a curated record. Gene Ontology annotation, biological process: ubiquitin-dependent protein catabolic process. Gene Ontology annotation, molecular function: ubiquitin protein ligase activity.